AUGAGAUGUAUAAAGCGUGGAUAUUUGUUGCAUUCAUGUUGUAAUACACGUUUUCUCUAUUUAGAUUUGGUUCCCGAUUGUACAGCGGAAGCUUGCAUUCGUGGUCUUCGUCGUUUUAUAAGCCGCUUUGGCGCACCUUUUCAAUUUAUCAGCCAUAAUGGUUCAAAUUUUUCUGCUGAAGAAAAUCGAAUCUUAAUAAAUUCAAGACGUAUACGAUGGUGUUUUAAUGUUCCUGCUGCUCCUUGGUGGAGAGGGAUAUUCAAAACAAUGAUUCGAAAUACCAAGAGAAUACUUAAAAAGGUUCUAAAAACAUCAAGAGUUAAUGACGAAAUGCAAACAUUUUUGGCUGAAAUUGAAGUUGAUAUAAACAACCGGCCGAUUACGUUUCUGUACGAAGUACCCGGCGAGGAGCCUCUAACACCAAAUCAUCUCGUGUUUGGACAAAAACUACCAUUAAAAUCUGUGAAUUUUAUUAACAUAUAA
This is a messenger RNA of Hydra vulgaris (swiftwater hydra), 483 nucleotides long. RefSeq lists its product as uncharacterized. Gene Ontology annotation, biological process: DNA integration. NCBI's taxonomy places the organism in Eukaryota, Metazoa, Cnidaria, Hydrozoa, Anthoathecata, Hydridae. Gene Ontology annotation, molecular function: nucleic acid binding. The record is from RefSeq and is a predicted model, not a curated record.